AUGACUUCAAAUUCAAUUGAUUUCCAUAAAAUUGCUGGUGAUUUGAACAAUCGUUAUAAGGAACAUGUUUAUUCAAAAAAUCAACAGGAUUAUACUGAACUUGUUAAAAUCUAUAGAGAUUUGGUGGUGAAGAGUCCCCUUGGAAGACAAUUACCACAAUUAUUCAAUUCUAUUUUCAAAUAUGAAGAUCCAUUGGCUCAGGAAGCUGCUUUAGAUGUUAUUGAUUUAGGUAAAAUUUAUCAAGGAGUUGAUGAACGUACCAAGAAACAAGAAGAACAAGGUGAUACUUUAGAUAUCAAAUAUGGUUAUACAGAUUUUAUUGUUAUGGAAUUAUUAAAAUGGUUUAAACAUGAUUUCUUCAAAUGGGUUAAUGAACCUGAAACUUCUACAUUACAGGGGAAAGCUAGAUUAAUAAGAGUAGAACCACCAACUGCUUUGGAAUCACAAGAUGGGAAUGCAAGUUCCGUUGAAGUUUACCAGUGUGAGGGAGAUGGUUCAAUAAUAAGAUUCCCAAGAUAUAAUGAUCCUGUGAAAUUAUUAGAAACAAAAAAAGGUAGAUGUGGUGAAUGGGCAAAUUGUUUUUGUUUAAUACUUAGAUCCAUGGGGAUAAGAACAAGAUAUGUUUGGAAUGCAGAAGAUCAUGUUUGGUGUGAAAUUUAUUCUGAAUCACAAAAAAGAUGGAUUCAUAUUGAUUCGUGUGAAGAAUCAUUUGAUAAUCCAACUUUAUAUAACAAAGGAUGGGGUAAAAAAAUGAGUUAUGUUAUAAGUUAUAGUAUUGAUGGUACCCAGGAUGUUUCCAAGAGAUAUGUUGUUGAUAAAGAUAAAUCAUUACCAAGAAAUAAAAUUAAUGAAUUGGAUUUACAAAAGAUAUUAAGGUUUUUAACAGUUAAUCAAAGGAGAAACUUGGGUAAAGAUGAAAUUUAUAAAUUAAGUAUAGAAGAUUCGAUUGAAAAAUUGGAAUUGAAUGGUCAAAAACCAAUAUAUCUUCAAAGCGAUAUAGUACAACCAAGACAAAGUGGUAAUGAUGAAUGGAAAGAAAAGAGAGGUGAAGAUGGGAAGUAG
Molecule: messenger RNA, 1062 nt
Organism: Hansenula ciferrii
Lineage: Eukaryota; Fungi; Ascomycota; Saccharomycetes; Phaffomycetales; Wickerhamomycetaceae
Gene: PNG1
Product: peptide-N4-(N-acetyl-beta-glucosaminyl)asparagine amidase
Exons: 1
Coding region: 1-1062 (353 amino acids)
Biological process (GO): protein quality control for misfolded or incompletely synthesized proteins; glycoprotein catabolic process; protein deglycosylation
Cellular component (GO): cytosol; nucleus
Molecular function (GO): peptide-N4-(N-acetyl-beta-glucosaminyl)asparagine amidase activity
Source: RefSeq, a predicted model, not a curated record